Molecule: messenger RNA, 1235 nt
Organism: Haliotis rubra (blacklip abalone)
Lineage: Eukaryota; Metazoa; Mollusca; Gastropoda; Lepetellida; Haliotidae
Product: mannan endo-1,4-beta-mannosidase-like
Exons: 2
Coding region: 98-1162 (354 amino acids)
Biological process (GO): substituted mannan metabolic process
Molecular function (GO): mannan endo-1,4-beta-mannosidase activity
Source: RefSeq, a predicted model, not a curated record
CUACAUAGUCCUUGUGCUGCUUCCAACUGUUCGGUGUCAACCCAAUGACCCAGACGCCACACCAGAGACUGUUGCUCUGUACAAUCGCCUUAAAGAAAUGGCAGUCAAUCCAAACACUAUCAUGUUUGGCCAAAGUAGUUCCACAUGGUUUGGGGCCACUGGAGGACACGCCCCUUAUGACGUCACGACCAAUACCAGCAAUCGUGGGUGGACUUUCACCGUCGACCAAGCCCUCGAGAACUACCCGGAUGAGUUAUCAGACGUGAAGGGUGUCACAGGUCAAUACCCCGCCAUCUUUGACCUUGGGAUGUGGCAGCUGACCCCAAACAGAACCAUCGUCCUGUCAUACCUCCUGAAGAAAGCCCACAGCAGAGGAAUCAUCACCACAUUGUGUCAGCACUUGUACAACCCAGUCACUGGCGGCAGUCCAUGGGUUGACAAAGACCCUGGCAACGUCACUCACACCGUCAGACGUCUUCUUCCAGGGGGAGACACGAACUGGAAGUACAGGGACAACCUGGACAAGAUCACCGAGCUGGUCCUCAAUCUGAAGGACGAAGAAGGAAAACUGAUUCCUGUUCUCUUUCGUCCUCUUCAUGAACUGAACGGAGACUGGUUCUGGUGGGGGUAUGGUAACAGGGCGAACAAUACCUUACAAGAUCUGAAGUCCUUCUACAAGUACAUCGUCACCUAUCUCCGAGAUGUUAAGCAUGUCCACAACAUCCUGUAUGUCAUCAGUCCAGACAAGUUCCAAUCCAAGGAUGACUAUCUUCAAUUUUACCCAGGGGAUGAUUAUGUUGACAUCAUGGGAACUGAUUUCUAUUAUAAAUCUUCAAACGACACCACAUCCGAUUUCCACAGAAGUUUAACAGAUCUGGUGGAGAUGGCAGAGUCCAGAAACAAAAUUCCAACACUUUCCGAAUGUGGAAUGGCAAAUAAUGGGAUCAGUACUGAUCUCAACUUCUGGAAUGACAAGAUCCUUGAUAUCAUCAAGGCCAGUAUGACGACAAGAAGAAUUGCCUACAUCCUUACCUGGGCCAAUCAGUGUACUGAGAAUACAUGUCAGCUGUGGACACCAUACAAGGGACAUCCAGCUGAACAUGACUUCAGGAACAAUUUCUUUAAUGACCCUGUUACAGUUUUUGCAGGCGGCAUGAACUGACGACAUGGAAAAUACACAAUUAAAUUUCCAAACAUUGAUUGUUUAGUUUGAAUAAAGUCAGCGGGUCGUUUGA